UUGUAUUUGGAUAAUCUUGUACAGGUCACUGCAAUUCGUGAUGAGGCAAUUGAAGUUGAUCCCAGAGGUUCAUUGUAACCCUAGCGAAGAAGAAGGUGUGAAUGGCGAAAAGCCGACUACGGAUUUAGGAAAUGGGAGCCAUGUGGUAUACUUGCCCCGCUUUUUGGCCUACGACAACUCAUGGGAGUAUUUCCAUUAUCUCGAUAAACACAUCCCAUGGACCAGACCCACCAUCCGUGUCUUCGGUAAACCUUUUCUCCAGCCUAGAGAUAUAUGCUACAUUGCAAGUAAAGGAUUGAAGGAACUAAGUUAUAGUGGGUAUAAACCAAAAGCGUAUUCUUGGGAGGAUUUUCCACCUCUGGAGGAGAUUCUGCAUAAGGUACACAAAGCUUUUCCUGGGAGUCAUUUUAACAGCUUACUUUUAAAUAGAUACAAGGGUGGUAAUGACUAUGUCGGUUGGCAUGCUGACGAUGAGAAACUGUAUGGACCCAAUCCAGAAAUUGCUUCAGUCUCCUUUGGAUGUGAACGUGACUUUAUUUUGAAAAAGAAACCUAAUAAGAAAUCUAAAGCUGAGGUUGAGGGAGAGCCUUCCAGCAAGAGAGCAAAGAAGAAUGAUUCCUAUUCUUUUAAGUUGAAGCAUGGGUCAGUACUGGUGAUGAGGGGCAAUACACAACAUGACUGGCUCCAUUCAGUGCCCAAACGAGCAAAAGCAGAGACUGCACGAAUUAAUCUCACAUUCAGGCGAGUUAUGUGAAAGAAAGAGAGAUGUAGAAGUAGAAACAAGAAUGGAUUUCCUUCGGUUACUUGCUGUCUUUCUCUAUUUCUUUCUAGUGUUGUGGGCCGGCUGAUAUCUAUGUUUCAUUUGCUAAAACUAACCCAGUAAAUCCUCUACUGUUGGAUUUGUAUGUGUAUAGGAUUGGGGAAGGAAGCUAUUAUGCUGUUAUUUGAAAGAUUCUCUUUAUUUCCGUAACAGCUCCCAAAAACUCAAAACAAAAGCUUUGAUUUGGAGUGUUUGUUUGUGUAAUGCAGCGAGAUGUAUCUCGAUUUUAAUGUUU
Molecule: messenger RNA, 1055 nt
Organism: Cynara cardunculus var. scolymus (artichoke)
Lineage: Eukaryota; Viridiplantae; Streptophyta; Magnoliopsida; Asterales; Asteraceae
Product: DNA oxidative demethylase ALKBH2
Exons: 4
Coding region: 41-754 (237 amino acids)
Biological process (GO): DNA repair
Source: RefSeq, a predicted model, not a curated record